AUGUCUGAAAUAUACCUCAAGGACAAAGUAUCCAUUGUCACCGGCUCCGGUCGUGAAAACGGCAUCGGUGCCGGCAUAGCCCUCGCACUCGCUCGCGCGGGUUCCCUGGUCACGGUCAACUAUGUUUCCGACUCAUCCGCCCCGCGUGCUGCGGAAGUCGUUUCAAAGAUUGAAGGGGCCGUUGGUAAGGGUAAAGUUAUCGCCGUACAGGCGGAUGUGUCUACCGAAGAUGGAGCGAAGAGAAUUGUGGAUGAGACUUUGCAAAACUUUGGAGUAGACCACAUUGACAUCAUUGUAAACAAUGCCUCAGCUGUAACGAUGGGCGGCACGCUGCAGAGCAAAGCAGAGGAUAUUAUGAAAACAUUUCAGGUGGCCAUUGUUGGGCCAGUUCUCCUCUUGCAGGCUGCGUAUAAGUACAUGCCCCGUCAGUCGCGCAUUAUCAAUAUUGGUAGUGUGGCAUCCAAGAUGGGAUUUGUGCAGAUGCCAGUUUAUGCUGCGGCCAAGGCCGCAAUGGACCAGUUAACAUUUACUCUUUCCCGAGAGAUUGGACGAGAUGGUAAAAAUAUCACAGUCAACACUAUUUCUCCAGGACCGGUCCUGACUGAUUCCCUGCCACCUGUUCCAGAGGCUGAGGCUGUCAAAGAAUUUUUGCUUGAUCGAACCAGAGCGGACGACAGAAUCGGAACAGUAGAGGACAUAGCAGACGCAGUCCUCUUGCUUGCGAGUGAGAAGAGUCGCUGGAUCACAGGGCAGGUUAUCUCUGCAAGUGGUGGCAUUAUCGGGGGUUAA
Pochonia chlamydosporia 170 is the source of this 789-nucleotide messenger RNA. RefSeq names its product short chain type protein. Bases 1 to 789 code for a protein of 262 amino acids. The transcript has 3 exons. NCBI's taxonomy places the organism in Eukaryota, Fungi, Ascomycota, Sordariomycetes, Hypocreales, Clavicipitaceae. Gene Ontology annotation, molecular function: oxidoreductase activity. The record is from RefSeq and is a predicted model, not a curated record.